Molecule: messenger RNA, 1803 nt
Organism: Cylindrotheca closterium
Lineage: Eukaryota; Bacillariophyta; Bacillariophyceae; Bacillariales; Bacillariaceae
Source: the annotation of a GenBank genome assembly
AUGGAAACCUUUGAAAAGAUUAAUGUCAGUGGAAAUCGAAACAAAGGGAAAAUCAAUAGCAUUAAAGAUAAUGCAAGAAGAAGGAGCAAGAGCUCUUUUCUGAGUGAUUACUUUUUGGUGAUUACGUUUACUUUUGCGGUAUUUCUCUUGGUGUGGAGCCACCGCUUCCAUCACCAUGAUGGUCUUAGUACAAACCAUUUGGAAAUGAAGAGGAUAAAAGAAUCAUUUAUAUCAACUUCCUCUACUGGUAAGACUACCAACAAAACUAGAAAAAUAGCAAGUACAGCAACGAACCAACACGACCAUCGCUUGGCUGGAUUGAAAUGUGACCAGUGGGGAGGACCCUCCUUUGAUGCGGCCCAAGAAAUGGUCUACUGGGAAGACAUUCCAUCAGACCAAAACUACCUCUCUCCGUUUCACCUGAAAGCAGCUACUGAUGGAGCUUCGGAACUCAGGAUUGGCCAGUUUCUCACCUUUGAACCAGACGGCGGAGGUUGGAACAACAUUCGAAUGUCAAUGGAAACACUUCUGGCCAUUGCAUUCAAUAUGGGUAGGACCUUGGUACUUCCUCCACAUCAAAAGAUGUAUCUACUUUCCAAAGAAGAAAAGAAGCAACGGAGUGAAUUUAGUUUUGAACAUUUCUUCCACAUGCAAAGCAUCAGUCAGGAGCACAUUGGAUUUAACGUCAUCAACAUGGACGAAUUUCUUCAGCUAUUUUUGGACGGCCGCUUCAAACAUCCCGGAACAGGAAAGCCAGUAUUUCCGCCCAACAAUCGGACAGACUGGAACAGUGUUGCCGGACCUGAAAAGAAUAUUCUAAAGGAUUGGUUGCGAGAAUCUUCAAAGGUAUUACAAUGGCUACCGGACGACUGCAUGGCUUCCUUUCCUCGUUCCAACACUGCCGAGGCUAUGGAAGAAUUGGAGAAUUUGGAAGAAGCAAUUUUUAAAGAAGGGAUUCCCAAUUAUGAAGAUUAUGUGGGCAAGCCUGUUCCUGUCGAUUCCAGUGCCAAGGAACGUCUGAAGGAAAACUUGGCUGGUCGAAAAAAAUUGUGCUUCUACGACACCGAACUGCAGCGGGAGCCUUGGAUUCACUUUCCAGUUUCUCACCAAGGGCAGUACAAGGCUCGCAUGCUGGUUCACUUUUACGCAUUCUUGUUCUUUGCAGACUGGAAGGCUGACCUAUGGACCAAACGGUUUGUCAGGGACCACGUCCGAUAUGUAGACGAGAUCCAGUGUGCUGCCGCUCGGGUGGUCCACGCCAUUCGCACCAAGCAUGAUAGCAACUUUGAUACAAUGCAUGUCCGACGAGGCGACUUUCAAUACAAGAAUACUCGCGUGAGCAUUGACAAGAUCUAUACGGCAAUAUCGAAGCAUAUACACAAGAAUUCCACCAUUUACAUUGCCACAGAUGAAAGAGACAAAUCAUUCUUCGCUCCUCUGAAGAAACACUACAAUAUAUUAUACUUGGACGACUUCUUGGAGGAUCUAGGCGGCAUCAACACCAACUUCUAUGGAAUGGUGGACCAACUCAUCGCAUCUAGAGGUCGCACCUUUUUUGGCUGCUGGUUUUCUACUUUCACAGGGUAUAUCAAUCGGCUGCGGGGCUACCAUGCAGAUGAUCACCAAACACCAGGAUAUGAGGAUGGGAUAAUUCCAAGCUACUACUAUACUCUGGAGGACCGGUACGAUCAUAUGCGAGAGUUCUGGCCCGUCAAACGUGCAUUCUAUGCAAGAGAAUUUCCAACGUCGUGGAGAUUGAUAGACACUGGAGUAGAAGAAGAUAUUGCUAGGCCUGCGACCUGA